CUCGAGCAACCCAACCAACGAAAAAUUGCCGCGACCAUCAGCUUGUCCAUUACUUGGGCCGGCAACCACCUCCAGAUCCGCCCACGCUUUCCCCUCGCCGGAGACGGAGAAGAAGCCAGCUGUCGCCGGCGGCGAGGAGAUCGGAUGGGGGCGGUGGUGACGGCGGUGAUAGCCAUCGCGGCGGUGGUGCUGGGCUGGAUCACCAUCGAGAUGGCCUGCAAGCCCUGCCUCGACUCCGGCCGCCGCGCCAUGGACCGCGCCCUCGACCCCAACUACGACCCCGACGAGCCCACCGCCGCCGGCGCCGCCGCCAACGAGCCUCUCCUCGCGGACCUCUCCGCCGCCUCCGCCGCCGCGCUGGCCAAGACCAUCUGAUCCCCCCGCCGCCGCUGCCUUCAGUCGUCUUCCGUGUGUGUGCCUUCUUGUCUGUUCAUGUGGUUCUUGGCUAAGAAAUAUGACAGAUUCCUUGCUUUCUAUGUGAGCUAAUUUCUGUGAGAUGAGAUGUUAUCUUGGCAAUCUAUAAUACAGUUAUGAUUCAGAGUUUCAGACACAUGUUGAUGUUUCUCUGCAACGAGUGAGACUGUGACCUUCAUUUCCACAAUCUGAGAUAUUUCUGUUCUGUAA
Molecule: messenger RNA, 624 nt
Organism: Oryza sativa Japonica Group (Japanese rice)
Lineage: Eukaryota; Viridiplantae; Streptophyta; Magnoliopsida; Poales; Poaceae
Product: outer envelope membrane protein 7
Source: RefSeq, a predicted model, not a curated record